Molecule: messenger RNA, 1020 nt
Organism: Selaginella moellendorffii
Lineage: Eukaryota; Viridiplantae; Streptophyta; Lycopodiopsida; Selaginellales; Selaginellaceae
Product: elongation of fatty acids protein 3-like
Exons: 1
Coding region: 51-908 (285 amino acids)
Biological process (GO): fatty acid elongation, monounsaturated fatty acid; sphingolipid biosynthetic process; fatty acid elongation, saturated fatty acid
Cellular component (GO): endoplasmic reticulum membrane
Molecular function (GO): fatty acid elongase activity
Source: RefSeq, a predicted model, not a curated record
AACUCGAGAGGGAUAGCUAGAGAGAGAGAGGGAGAAAGCUCGGCGAGGCGAUGGCUAUGGCUCCAGUGGAUCAGCUCUUGGCGACGAUCAGGUACUAUGCCGCGGACCAUCCCAUGGUCUCCCACUUCCGCUGGGACGAAGAUCACACGCUGGGCGCCUCAUGGGGAUUCGUGAUCUCGGCAUUGGGGAUCUACGCGGCGGCGAUUCUUGUCCUGAAGUUCCUGACGAGCCUCCGACGAUCUCCAAUCCCUCUCGGCCCGCUCCAGAUCCUCCAUAAUCUCGCUCUCCUCGCCGGAUCGGUGGCGAUUUUCGCCGGAUGCCUCCAGGCGACGCUGGUGGAGCACGAGCAGAGCUCCUGGCUGUGGAAAGCCAGCGGCGGCAUCGACUGGCUCUUUUGCUUCCCGGUGGAGACUCGCCCUGUGGGGCGGAUCUUCUUCUGGUCCUACGCCUUCUACCUCUCCAAGUUCGUGGAGCUCCUCGAUACCCUCAUCAUUGUUCUUCGCAAGCGCCGCCUCACGCUCUUCCACGCGAUCCAGCACGCCGGCAACCCGAUAAUCUGCUUCCUCUGGCUCCACACCGCGCAAUCGCUCCAGGUGAUCUUCCUGCUCGUCAACACCGCCAUCCAGACGCUGCUCUACUCCUACUUCCUCCUCUCCAGCCUCGGAUUCGACCCUCCCGUGAAGGAAUUCGUGACGCUCGCGCAGAUCCUCCAGUUCGCGAUCGGCAUCGCGGCGGCGGCGUGGGUGGCGCUGCUUGUUCGCCAGAAAUCCGCCAAGUGCUCCGGGAUGGAGGCGCUCGCCGCCAAUGCGGUCUUCUAUCUCGCGCUCAUGCUGCUACUCACAAAUUACUACAUCAAGAUCUACGUGAGGAAGAAGCCGCAAACCAAGAAGAGCAAGAAGGCCCAGUAGAAAAGAAUUGGGUCGGUCUUCCAUUCCAUUUCAUUUCCAUUCCUUCCAUCCCAAUUCCUUCCAUCCCAUGGUUUUUGAAUUAAUGGCCGAGAUGAGCCUUAUUGUAAGCGAA